ACUCCAAGUUUGCGCGAGACAGGUGCGCGUUGUGCAGCAACAACGUCAACAAACCCGGACGAAGCAGAUCUGUGGUUGGAUUUGAUCUCCUCAAGAAUACGAAAUGCCAGGUACCACUGUUCCGCGAGUGCCAGGCCAGUGCCAGAAUAUCCAUGAUGCCGUGAAGAAUAGCGAUGUAUUCCACUUGGAGGCGAUGGUCAAGAAUGGUGCCAGUAUCAAUGAGAUUGAUGAGCGAGACAACUUCACCCCGCUCCAUGCAGCAUGUAAUGUAGGGGCUCUCGAGUGUGUGCAUUGGCUGCUCUGGCAUGGUGCAGAUGCCACAGUGACCACACCCCGUGGGUGGAGCCCCGGACAUAUUGCUGCCAUCAGGGGUCAGGACGGCUGUCUCCAAGCCCUGGCUAACAACGGGAUCAGUCUGACAGGAAAGGACACUCGUGGCAGUACCCCCCUGCACCUGGCGGCCGCCCACGGCAACUCCUUCAGCCUCCAUACCAUACUGCGAACAGGAGUGGAUGUGAAUGCCUUGGACAAGCAUGGAUGGACGCCCAUCCACUCCUCUGCUUAUCAUGGCCGACUGGGAUGCAUACAGUUGCUGGUCAAAUGGGGAGGUCAUCUUGAUGAAGUGGACAACAAUGGCAACACACCCGCCCACCUGGCAGCCAUGGAGGGCCACCUGCCCUGUCUCAAGUACAUCGUCACCAACUCGGGCAACACCAUGCACACACUGGGCGCUAGGAAUGACAAUGGGGAAACACCCAAAGACCUGGCUCAACAGUUCUACAAGGAGAACAUCCUGGAGUACAUCAACAACAUUGAGUGGGAGAGAGAUCACCCAGUGGAGGCCGAGAACCUAGCAUUCCCUGCACACGUGGCCGCCUCCAGUGGAGACUUGGAUCAUGUGCGAAUGUUGGUGGAGAAUGGCGUUGUCAACAUCAAUGAGAGGGAUGACAAGGGAUCCACACCAGCUCAUAAAGCUGCCGGUCAGGGCCACAUCCAUGUGCUGCAGUGGCUCAUCCAGAUGGGUGCAGACAUGGCCAUCAUGAACCAGGCAGGAGAGACGCCGAAGGACGUGGCCCGCAGGUUCGCUCAGCUAGCCUGUAUCAAGCUGCUGGGGGGGGACACCGAGCAGGACACUGAAGUAGUUGUUGAUGAGCCCCGGGAAGAGGAGAUGGGCGGAGAUGCGCGGUCUAACGAGGCCAUGGCAAAAGGUCGGGCCAAGAUGCGUGUGGAUGAGCUGGAGCGUCUUCUGGACAUUGCCAAGAGAAACUUCAGCCAGCUGGGAGGCACUUUGGUAGAGGACAGACAUCGCCUGCAGCUGAUGAGAGACAAAGAUCACACCAUCAAGGAGCUGGAGACACUGCUGGAGUAUGAGAGGGUCAAGCGGGAGAAACUAGAGUGUCAGCUGGACGACUUCCGCCGUGAGCUGGCCUACCUGCGCUCACACCUGGACAACACCAAGAUGGACCCUAUGAGUGAUGAGGACUUGAGACAAAGGUCCCGCAAGAAGAGGUCUGGGUCAGCCAAGAAGAAGAGCUACGGUGAUGGUGGUGUGUUCAUCAAGAGGAAUGUGACGGUACCAGCUAGAAGCAGCCGCACUCGGAUAGUAUAGCAUCUUCACCCAAGUGCACACCACACUUUAUUCCCUAAUACUGUUCCUAUGUAUAGUAUAGGCCUAUAAUAAAGUGAUCACAUACGAGAAGGCAGUUUCGGCCAUCAACAGAAGAUGUCUCGGGGCUUGUAGGUUAGUGCAACCUAGAAAGCUGUACUGUGGCUAAAGAACAGUGUUUCCCACUGAGUUACAUUUUCGAACUGGUGGAAAAAAAGAUUUAGUUUAGCUAUGGAUUUCUUACUUUUUGUCUUGUUUUUACUGUUCAUAAUUAUGAUAACGAGCUACACCCAUGCCCAUCCUACUUAAUUCAACCAGUAAUCUGUCAUUAACUCCCCAGGAAGUAUUCCAGACGUGUCAUCCUUCCUGGUACCCAUUACACAACUUGGUAAAGUGGACAAUAAGGAAACACCUUAUUCCAAAUAACAAAGCCACAACAACCAUAUCUUUCCCUGGAUCACAGAAAUGCUCCCCCUCAACGUGUUUUGGUAUAUAUGGCCACUCAACAGGGCCCUGUUCCCCAAGAUCUUAGUGCUCAGGUGAUCGUAACUCCCAUACUUUAACAUAGGCCUACGAUCAUCGUAGCACUAAGAUCACUGUGUGGAGCGGGGUCCUGGUCAACAAAGUUUUGUCUGGUUUGCUAAUAAUUAUCACACCUUCAUGCAACCACCAGACAUCUGAGGCCUACAGUUGUGUCUACAUGAAUGUUUCUCUGAUAUGUAUCAGGUGCUAAUGUUGUACAGAAUUUCUCUUAGCGCUGUAUUUAUUGUAUGCUAUAUUCUCUGUGUGUGUACAGAGCUGUACAGGUGAGGGUCAACUCCGCUUGUUCAAAGUCCUGCUUACUUGUAAUGAUAAAGUGAUGCAAUAAAUCAACAACUACCUUUUA
Molecule: messenger RNA, 2492 nt
Organism: Haliotis rufescens (red abalone)
Lineage: Eukaryota; Metazoa; Mollusca; Gastropoda; Lepetellida; Haliotidae
Product: ankyrin repeat domain-containing protein 42-like
Exons: 11
Coding region: 104-1609 (501 amino acids)
Molecular function (GO): protein binding
Source: RefSeq, a predicted model, not a curated record